AUCCAGGAGCACUGUGGCCUCCCACGCAUCUCAGGACAGAGCCCUAAACUUGUUCUGCCAAAGAUCACGCCCUCAGUCCUGCCAGUGGGAAAUAGCCAGCGCUCCCUUCGACCUUCCAUAGCCCAUACUCCAGCCUCCUCCCUCAGACCCAGGAGUCUGGGUUCCCAAGCCCCUUCUGGACCUUUCUGCCUGUCGGGCACACUGAUGAGUCGCAACGUUUCUUGUCCCUGUUCUGGAAUCCCUCUUCCCUCACAUCCGAAAGUAUGGGCCCGCAACGCACUCCUCCCUCGGGCCCAGGAGUCCAAGCCUCUGCCUCUUUUUCUUCAAACGCAGGAAUUCAGGUCUCCAGCCCCCUCCUCCCUCACACCCAGGAGUUCGGGGCUCCAGUUUGAACUUUUCCCUCCCCUGAAUCCGACUCUGGCUGCUGCGUCAGGGAAAAAGUAAGCGACAGGUGGCACCUGCCCAUAGGGACGGGGCACGACCACCUGCCGCUGCUGCUCACCCUGAGCCCCUCUCCUGGCACCUGCUUCUGUCAGUCCUCCCGCCGCUGCCCCUUUCGACCCCGCAGCCCCAGGACGUGGAGGAGGAGCGAGCCGGGAACCCCGACUUCCGCCCCGCCCCAGGCCCUCCCAGUCCGCGCUCCCGCCCCUUCUCAAGAUGCCAGGAGGGGCUCCCGUCUCCCCCCGCCCCUCUCCAUCGCUCCCGACACGCCCCCAAAAGGGGGGUACGAGGCGGUCCCAGGCCGGUAGGGCGGAACCUGCCGCCUCCAGCCUUGACUGCGGGACUCAACCCGCUCCAGAGCACAGCUGAGCCGAGCCCACCUGUCCAGGUGCCCAUCCCAGCCUUGGCAAUGACCCUGGCGGCUUCCUCCCAGCGCUCCCAAAUCAUUCGCUCCAAGUUCCGAUCUGUCCUCCAGCUUCGGAUCCACAGACGCUACCAGGACACGAGCCUCUCAGGGUCCUUUGCUGCCUCUCCAUUCUCGGAUCCAGAUCCAUGGAUCUCAGCCGCAGACCCGGCUCUGGCUCCGGCCCCAGCCUCACCCUCGAGCCCAGCGCCUUUCCUCUUCAGCCCUGGGGUCCUUCUCCCUGAGCCAAAACACUACCCUUGGCGGUCCCUGAAGAAGGAGUCUCCCAAGAUCUCCCAACAUUGGAGGGAGCCCAAGCCCAAGAAGAACUUGACAUACCACCAGUACAUGCCCCCAGAGCCGAGACAAGGGUCCAGGGCAGACCCCCAGGCUGAAGGGUCGGCCUUGGGUCCCCCUGGACCACCUCCAUGGGAAUGGACAAACUCACAGCAGCCACCUCCUACGAUGAAGCUCAGUCCCCUCACUCCCUCCCCACCAGGAGUCCCCAGCCCCUCGCCCUCUCCACACAAGUUGGAACUUCAGACUCUCAAACUGGAGGAGCUGACGGUCUCAGAGCUCCGGCAGCAGCUGCGCCUGCGGGGCCUCCCAGUGUCUGGGACCAAGUCGAUGCUCCUGGAGCGCAUGCGCGGUGGCGCCCCGCCCCGCGAGCGGCCGAAGCCGCGGCGCGAGGAAGGUCCGGCGGGUGCUCCCUGGCCUCGCUUCAGGCGCAAGGCUUUGGGAGCCGCUGGGAGGCCGGGCUCGUUGAAGCCGAGUCAGACAUCUCACUCGCUGCCCCCUCCACGUGCCGCGGAAACACUUGUGACGGCUCCGGCUCCUGCUCCGGCUCCGGCUGCAUCGACGGCUCAGGCUCCAGCUCCAGCUCCAGCUCCAGUACCGAUUCCUUCUUCAGCAGCAGCCUCGACAGCCCUGACACUGGAGGAGGAGCUGCAGGAAGCGAUCCGCAGAGCGCAGUUGCUUCCGAACCGGGGCAUCAAUGACAUCCUGGAGGAUCAGGUGGAGCCUGAGGACAUGCUGCCCCCCAUUCCCCUGGACUUCCCCGGCUCCUUCGACUUGCUGUCCCCCUCCCCGGACUCUGAAGGCCUCUCAUCUGUCUUCUCUUCCUCGCUCCCAUCCCCCACGAACUCCCCGUCCCCCUCUCCCAGGGGCCCCACCGACUCCUUGGAUUGGCUGGAGGCUCUGAGUGGGGGUCCCCCACUGGGCUGUGGCCCCCCAGCCCCCAGCAUUUUCUCUGCUGACUUAUCUGAUUCCAGUGGCACCAGGCUGUGGGACCUGCUGGAGGAUCCAUGGUGAUGGAUUUUGGGGUUUCCAGGGACUGUGAACUGGUGGGGAUGGAGAGGCCACAGAGAUAGACUCCCUGAGGGAGGGGUUGGAACAACCAGCAGAAUCCCUCCCACCACAGACACAAAAUCAGAGACAACUCUCAUGCCCACCUGGCCCCUGCACUGCUGCUGACAUGCCAACCUCCUGGCUUCUGCCUUACCUCCAUGUGAUCCCCUCCAUGGUUGUGUGGUUGGGGGCAAAGAGGUUUCAUUUGCUGCUGACCAGGGCAAAACAAGCUGCUUGCUGCUCCCCUCAGAGAACUCUUGGAUGUUUCUGUUCCCACUUUCAUCCCCCCAUCCCACUGACUAGAUGGAUGCCUGUUGCUGGGGAGUCUGGAAGGUGGUCUGUGCUUUUUGGAUGCAGGAGAGGGACAGGGAAGAGUAGGGAGAGAGAAUAGUCUGCCAGACCCUUGGCUUCUGAUUGGAGAUGAGAAAAAUCAGAUGUGUCACAUCUGGGGUCAGAUUCUCUCGGAAGCAGAGUCUGAGACAAGGUUUGUGUAUCCAUGACUUGGGAAAGAAAUGCUCCCAGGAGAAACCAAUGAAGGAAUAGAUGAAACAGGACAGCGAUGGGGGAGAAGACUAGCUAGAAUGCGAUUUCAGGUGAAGUCCCAGCCUUAGCCUGAUCCCAUGGGGAGCUCUGCAGGAUAAAUUAAGUGGUAGAGUCUUUCCCACCUUGAGGCAAAGGGAACUGGGCCUUUGAGGCAAAGGGAGAUCUCUGUUUGGGUUUAUUAUUGCUGAAUAACAAACCGCCCCUAAAUUUAGAGUCUUAA
Molecule: messenger RNA, 2954 nt
Organism: Lagenorhynchus albirostris (white-beaked dolphin)
Lineage: Eukaryota; Metazoa; Chordata; Mammalia; Artiodactyla; Delphinidae
Gene: MAMSTR
Product: MEF2 activating motif and SAP domain containing transcriptional regulator
Exons: 10
Coding region: 851-2155 (434 amino acids)
Biological process (GO): regulation of transcription by RNA polymerase II
Cellular component (GO): nucleus
Molecular function (GO): transcription coregulator activity
Source: RefSeq, a predicted model, not a curated record